AUGGCUGAUUUAUACCCUUCAUUGGCGCAAUGCGCCAUUGUCGCGACGGCGCUCAAGAUCCUCAUUUUCCCGGCCUAUAAAUCGACUGAUUUUGAAGUCCAUCGUAACUGGCUUGCAAUCACACAUUCUCUCCCCGUGGAUAAGUGGUAUUAUGAAGACACCUCCGAAUGGACCCUCGACUACCCCCCGUUCUUCGGGUGGUUAGAAUGGCUCCUCUCAAAAGUAGCCGUCCACAUCGAUCCAGAGAUGCUAAAACUGGAUAAUCUAAACUAUGCCUCCUGGCAGACGGUCUACUUCCAGCGCUUCUCCGUCAUUUCCCUGGAACUAGCUCUUGUCUUUGCGCUAUACCGAUACGUCCAAUCCGUCUCCCCACCCGGUAAAAAACUAGCCCACACAGCCGCGCUCUCCAUCCUCCUCUCCCCCGGCCUCCUGAUAAUAGACCACAUCCACUUCCAAUACAACGGCUUCCUCUACGGAAUCCUAAUCCUCUCCCUCGUCCUCGCCCGUAACCAAUCCACCCUCCUCUACAGCGGCAUUCUCUUCGCCAUUCUCCUCUGCCUAAAGCAUAUCUACCUCUACCUGUCCCUGGCUUACUUCGUCUACCUGCUCCGCGCCUUCUGUCUGCAUCCGAAAGGCUCUGUCUUUCGGCCGCGAUGGGGCAAUGUUGUCAAGUUGGGGGCAGGGGUGGUGCUUGUGUUUACCGUGGCGUUUGGGCCGUUUGCGUACUGGGGCCAGUUGGGCCAGUUGAAGGAGAGAUUGUUUCCGUUUUCGAGAGGGUUGUGUCAUGCAUAUUGGGCGCCGAAUGUGUGGGCUAUGUAUUCUUUUUUGGAUAGGGUGCUUAUUUUGGUCGACUCGAGUGCCCUGGGCAGCGUCAACAAAGGGGGUUGGUGGGGGACAACCUCCUUCGCCGUCCUCCCCGAAGUGACAAAGGAGCAUACAUUUGCCCUGACCUUCUUCUUCCAACUACUCCCCCUAACCAAACUCUGGCUCCACCCCUUCUGGCCCACCUUCCUCGGCUCCGUAACCCUCUGCGGCUUCUCCUCCUUCCUCUUCGGCUGGCACGUGCACGAAAAAGCCAUCCUCCUAGUCCUCAUCCCCUUCUCCUUCCUCGCCCUCCGCGACAGGCGGUACUUCGGCGCCUUCCGGCCCCUCGCCGUUGCAGGCCACGUCUCCCUCUUCCCCCUCCUCUUCACCGCCGCAGAGGCCCCGAUCAAAAUCACAUACACGAUCUUCUGGCUCGUGCUGUUUAUGUUUGCGUUUGAGAGGCUUGCGCCCGUCCCCGUGCGGCCGCGGGUGUUUUUGCUAGAUCGGUUUGCGAUGUUGUAUGACUCGGUAGCGAUCCCGUUGGUUGUUUAUUGUUCGAUUGUGCAUGGAUGGGUGUUUGGAAGGGGGAGGUAUGAGUUUUUGCCAUUGAUGUUUACGAGUUCGUAUGCGGCUUUGGGGGUUUUGGGGAGUUGGGUGGGCUUUAUGGUUGUUUAUUUUACUGACCUCUUGGUUAAAAACAAAUACAAAAGACUUCCAUUAAAAGGAGCAGCCAAUUCUGCGCAGAACGAGGGUAAAUAUGGGGGGUGGUUGUUCCGCGGUGUCUUGCCCCUCUCAGCCGUCUCCCGUAUCCCCCCCCCCUUCAGCAGUGGACCCCCCCCCCCCCCUUACCUUUCCUGGGCCUGCCGCCAUGUCCGCGUUUUAUUGGGGUCUGCCCUCCCGGAUGACCUCCACCCGCACCCAUUCCUUCCAACCCCCACACAGCCCUCCCCCCUGACCGAGCUGACCCCCCCUCUAAUCCGCACCCUUCCUAGCCGCACACCCACCUCAUGCGGCUCCUUGACCUGCCGAAACUUCUCUCCCUCUCCCACCACCACCACCACCACCGAUAACAGCACCACCAACUACCGCCCUACCACCUCCCUCCGUCUUCUGCCUCCUCCACCACCAUCUACAACUUUAUCCGUGUUCCUAUCGAGAUCCGUCCCCUUCUCCGAUUCCAGACGCGUCCUUCCUUCUCCACAGGUCUUGUUCAAGCGCAAACCCGUUCAAUACCUUCCUCGACCAACCAUUGAAGAUGAUAGAGAGGAGGUCUGGGUUAUUCCAGAAACAAAUGAGGUGUUCACGAUGUAUGAGCAGUUCCUUCAUAGGAUGAACUUUUACAAACAGAGACGAUUCAUCUGCGAAAUAACGGGACACUCCUCCCUUACUUUUUUCGAGGCUUUGAGGAGUGAAGCGGACGGUUCGCGCGAAGUGAAUAGCGCAUUUCCGGAGCCUCUGAAGGAACCUGUUUUGCGCAAAGUCCAAUUUUCCACUAUAUCGCGAAUUGACAGUCUUGUCGACCAAGUUUUCGAAGACUUCAAGCAAGAUUUCUACCCUGGCGAACGCGUUACCGUUCUCCUCACCAACGGAUCCCGCCUCCAGGGCAUAGUUCGGGAAAAAGCCCGGUUUCCUGAAUUGGUCAAUGAAGAUGGUACGAUAGAGCGAAGAGCGUCAUCGAGAUAUUUGGUGAAAUUGGUAAACCGGCACAACGAGGAGGCGUUGUUGGACGAUGAACACCUAGUUCGUGACCGGAAGAUCUUUACAAAGCAAAUGCUACGCUCUUUCAUCAAAAAUACCGUUACACGGGAAUCGUGGACUGGCGCGCCAUGGCUGGUUAAACCGCAUAUUGCUGAGGAAUAUAGGAUCGAUACGGAAAUUCCGAAACACCUUCAAUAUGGAAACAAGAUUGGAGGAAAGAAAGCAAAUGUGGCAGUGGACAAAGAAGAGGAUGAAAGCCUCUUUGGGUUCUUUUAUUCCAAACAGCGUUGGCCGAACUUGAAACCUGCUGUCAAGGGCCAGAAGACAAAAAUCACGGUGCGGGACCUGGCGAAGGCCAGAGAAGAUCAAUACUUAGAAUACCAGCGGGCGCUGAAUGAAAACCCUUCGUUUGCUGUUCCUGGACACGUCGGUCCGGGAGGAGUGUGGCAGAUGCCUGAAGGUGACGCCAACUUAUAUGCUAAUGUUUCCGUCGUCGUUCAAAAUGGGGUCGCCCCACCACCUCCUCCACCUUCGAUUAAAUACCCGAUUGAAGAUUUAGAAAUCCCACCUUCUCGUGACGCUAAACCACGACCCCCUUUGAAGUUCUUAACCGAUGAGCAGCAGGGCAAACCGUGGAUGGAAGACGGCCUGUUAAUUGGUUCCAUUAAGAUGGAAUCUGUUGGACCUAUGCUCGAAACCUGGAACACACUUAAUGUGUAUUGCGAGGUUCUCCAGCUCGACUCCUUCACGUUUGAUGAUUUCGUCGAGGCCAUUAUGUUUUCUUCGAAUGACGUUACAUGUGAGCUCUUUGUGGAAAUCCAUUGUGCCGUAUUGAAGACGCUGGUGAGCGGUGAGAAGGACCAAGAUGGUGCCAUUCAGAUCUCCCUUCCGCCCCUUCCUGAUGAAGAAUCAGAGGAAGAGGAGAGUGGUGAAGACGACGAAGGAGAAAAUGAAGAACCAGAACCCGAGCGAGAGCCAACACCUCCACGAAGAACGACGAGAAGCAGCUUUGCUAAGGCUGAAGCGGGAAAAUCUGAAGCUGCAGCAACAACAGCAGGAAUCGCGGAGUCGUUCGAGUACAGCUGA
Messenger RNA from Paracoccidioides lutzii Pb01, 3588 nucleotides. RefSeq lists its product as hypothetical. The record is from RefSeq and is a predicted model, not a curated record. Gene Ontology annotation, molecular function: dolichyl pyrophosphate Glc1Man9GlcNAc2 alpha-1,3-glucosyltransferase activity. Gene Ontology annotation, biological process: protein N-linked glycosylation. The transcript has 15 exons. The coding region runs from base 1 to 3588 and encodes 1195 amino acids. Gene Ontology annotation, cellular component: endoplasmic reticulum membrane.